AUGCGUGAACUCAAGGGUGAAUCCAAAUCAAUGGUUGACUUUGUAAUUGACUUAUUGGAAAUUACCAUCUUCACUUGCUGUUUUGUUAGUGUCACACUUUUUUAUGUCAGAAUUUAUGGCACUGUACGACGCCUUGAAAUCCAAAUGCGAGCUCUGCACCUAGGGCAAGCUGGUCAGAAUCAAAAUGGCGAAAUGUACCUUUAUUUCUCGAGGCUGAAGAAAUCUGCUAUUAGCACAUUCUAUGUGUAUGUGGUAUUUAUGAUGUGUUACUUUCCAGACUAUUGUAAUGCCAUCCUGAAUGUGUUACGGAGUGAGCCAAACAUGUUUUUAGAAGGUUUGGAUUUGUUCACUUUUACUCUUGUGUUUGCAAAUUCUUCUGUUAAUCCUGUUAUAUACUGCUUAAGCAUGGAACACAUUCGACACACUAUAGUAGACAUACUUCGAAAUAUAUUUCGGAAUGUUUAUGGAAUUCAUUGCUGA
Stylophora pistillata is the source of this 480-nucleotide messenger RNA. Its product is annotated as adenosine receptor A3-like. NCBI's taxonomy places the organism in Eukaryota, Metazoa, Cnidaria, Anthozoa, Scleractinia, Pocilloporidae. The record is from RefSeq and is a predicted model, not a curated record. Gene Ontology annotation, cellular component: plasma membrane. Gene Ontology annotation, biological process: G protein-coupled receptor signaling pathway. Gene Ontology annotation, molecular function: G protein-coupled receptor activity.